Magallana angulata is the source of this 1706-nucleotide messenger RNA. RefSeq lists its product as uncharacterized. The transcript is spliced from 6 exons. Bases 399 to 1547 code for a protein of 382 amino acids. The record is from RefSeq and is a predicted model, not a curated record. Lineage: Eukaryota; Metazoa; Mollusca; Bivalvia; Ostreida; Ostreidae.
UUAGUUUUAUCAAACUAAUUGUUAUGACUUUCACGUUGUAUCGGAGGAGCAUUCUAAAGUGUCUGAUUCAUUUAUAUUGACAUCGAUUAUCACGCGGCAAAAUGAUAAUAAAAUCAAUUAUGCAGACAAUACACGAAGAAAAUGGGGCAGUUUGAUAUUUUUUACAGUAGAUUCUAUUAGAUAGUUCUGAUUGUGAAACUGGUAUUUCAAAUCCUACUUGUAAAAAAUAGCAUUUUUAGCAUUUAAUUUGGAAAUUGGUUGUUGUUUUGCAUUGUCUAGUCAAUAUUGUCAGUCAUUGAAUUUGCAUCAUCUACUACAGAGCAAAUAUGAAAUGUUAACAUUACAACGGGUAUAUUGAUCAAGGUGUUCCUGUGGCUUCGAAAAUACUUCUUGGCAAAAUGAGCUGUUUUCUCUUUUUGUUAGUUGGAAUUUUUCUUGGGAUUAAAAUUUUCGGAAUAAAAAGCCAGUUGUUGGUGCUUGAUGACGUCACAAUUUUCGACAAGAUUGCUACAUGGAAUGAGGCAAAAGACAUUUGUGAAAAGAGAGGUCAACUCAUGCUGACUUUAGAUUCGGAGGAAAAAUUGAGUGUUUUAACAAAUCGCACGUCUUUCGUUGGACUUGAUCUACUUUCGGGUGAUUACUGGCUUGGACUUCACGAUGUGAACGCUGGCAGUAGCAGGGAGUUUUACUGGCAUGACUGCCGGCCUUUCCUUCCUUCGGACUGGAGUCGUUGGGAUCCUGUUGGAGAUGAGCCGGACAAUCCCACAACUCAGAGAUGUAUUCGAAUCUUCUAUGGAAAAUGGAGAACAGUUGAAUGCCAUAUUGCGAGACGAUUUAUAUGCGAGGCACAGAAAGAUUACUGUCCUUACUUGCAUCAACCAGAAACCGCAGUUGAACAAAGUUCAUCUACUUUCAUUAUCGAGUUGAAUUCAGACCUAGAAUCCUGCAAACAAGUCUGCAAUAACAUGUACGCUGUCAAUGGAAGUUGCUGGGGAGUUAUGACGUUGGACAGCGAGUCAUCACCUUCGUCUUGUAAACUUGUCAUUACCAAUGAUGUUCCUAAUACUCACACGUCAUCAGGGGUUAACUUGUACAUGAAAGACUGCAUAAAAGUGAGUGUAAACAAUGAUUCCACAACUGUACAAAGCAGACCAGAUGUUUAUCCCGUCUCAAACUGCAGCUUAGCUGGGCAGAAAAUAAAUGCAGGAAUUCUACCAACUAGUUUAAGGUGCAGUGCGCACGUGGUGUUAAAUUCCUCCGACUUGACUUCAAGUUACCCCAUUACAUCAUCAACUCAGAGAAUUACCACAACAGAAUUCAAAGACGUCAGUCACGAAGAUUUGAUACUGAGCAUUCAAAAUAUGAAGAAUAGUCUCGCAGUCAACAAGUCUGAAACAAGUUCAGAGAUCCGGAAGAAAAUCAGUGUCUAUGAAAGUCGAACCAGUGCCGUGUCUAUGGGACUUAUUGGAACAAUUGUCAUUGUCUUAGUGAUACUUUGUCCGGUUAUAUCGGAUCUUACAUCCGUUAUUCAACGGCGGAAAAAGUGAAAAAAGAAAUACCACAUCAUGGAAGGAAGGUUACCUUAGAGUGAUGUUGGGAGAAAGGUUCUAAGUAACAAUCUUUUCAACGGUAACGCAUUUUCUAUGUGUUUUUCUUUCGAUUAUGCACUGGUUCCAACGAUCAUACCGUCUGUAUAUAUGUAAAUA